Molecule: messenger RNA, 389 nt
Organism: Daktulosphaira vitifoliae (grape phylloxera)
Lineage: Eukaryota; Metazoa; Arthropoda; Insecta; Hemiptera; Phylloxeridae
Product: proclotting enzyme-like
Exons: 3
Coding region: 1-291 (96 amino acids)
Biological process (GO): proteolysis
Molecular function (GO): serine-type endopeptidase activity
Source: RefSeq, a predicted model, not a curated record
AUGUUCAACUCUAUUAUUUCCCNCGUGAUUAGUAAUGAAGAGUGUAAGCGUAUAUUUGCUAAUAAUUUAACUAUUCAAGAAGUACAUAUUUGCGCAGGGAAUUUAAAAGGAGCAAAACAUCCAUGUUCGAGGGAUGCCGGAGGACCAUUAACAUGGAAAAAAGACAACCAAUAUUAUUUAACCGGUAUUCAAUCGUUUGGAGAUAAAUGCGGAGAAUCUGGAUUUCCAGCUGUUUAUACUAGAAUGACAAAAUAUUUGAAUUGGAUUAUUUCUAAAAUUAAUUAUAACUAGUUUAUUUUACUUUUAAUUUAAUAUGAACUUUUGUACUUUUUUAAUAUGUAGUUGUGAUGAUAUAAUUUUAAUAAAAUAAAACAAUACAGUUUAACCCA